Molecule: messenger RNA, 835 nt
Organism: Sipha flava (yellow sugarcane aphid)
Lineage: Eukaryota; Metazoa; Arthropoda; Insecta; Hemiptera; Aphididae
Exons: 2
Coding region: 24-344 (106 amino acids)
Source: RefSeq, a predicted model, not a curated record
ACUACGGUGAGACGCGAGCGCGCAUGAAGAAAAACUGCUACACUGUAGCGAACGACGUUCGAACAACACAAACUCACGCGAAACGGACAAUAACUAAGUGGCUGUGGCCAGCGACAAGAACACAAUUUUUGUUUACACAUCACAAACGCGCCCUAGUGGUCGCAUGCCACCACGAUAUCUAUGCCGCGGAAUUGCCGCGUACAGUGUCGCACGCCGGAUUCGGUGAAAAUGUCUCGCCCGAAAACGCUAUCGAGAAAACUAUGGAAUUAAAGAGACUUGGAGAUAAGUGGAUAAGCAACAGUUGCGACUUUCGUUCGCGGUCACAUUGUCGUCAUCACCGAUAAGCACAUAUGAACGACUAGAUAACGUAUAUUAGUAAUGUCUUGCUGCUAAGAAUUGCCAAGCCCAACAUAGAAUAAAGAUUUUCUCUUGCUUAUCUACUUGUCGAUGGGGAUAAACUUUUAACUGCUGCAACUUGCAACUGUGUGGAUUAGCCUUGAUCGGAAGUCGAAAAUGUGAAAUUAAUUUGAAUGUAAAAUAUCACUCAAGUACACUAUUUUAUCGAUUUUUAACAAUGCCUUGGAACAUUUUUUAAUGAACCGUCAUUGAUAACAAAUAAAACUCAUAUUUAUUUUUAUUUUAUCGCUUGUUCUACACAAGUGCCCUUCACACGAGCUCGGCUUAAACAUCUGAAAACUAAUAUAUUUUUCAUUAUGAUUCUUAUCAAACUUAGUCCAAAUAAUGGCUAAAUGUUAUGCUAAAUUUAUAAAUAUUAUCAAACCAUAAAAUUUAACAAUAUUAAUAACCAUUUAUGAAAACUUAAUUAUAUUUUUCA